AUGUCGACUUUUGAUUUAACUUUACUUCACCCUCCUCGCUCGCCUUCACCUGAGGCUCAGGCGCCUGUCAAGGCUGCGCCAAUGCUCGAUGAGCUGGCUCAGAAAAUUCCUGAGCCUGCGCCUGUCGUCGAAUCUGAGGGUGACCGCGUGCUCUGCAUCUGGAACACGCUGUUGCCGUCGGUUGGCAUACUUUUGGGCUCGCGUCCAGAGCUCCUCCAAGAGCAUCUGGAGGACAUUGAAUUGUGGCUCUGUGAAUGGGCGCAUUUUGAGGCUAAUGCAUGCGUCUGCAUGCACGACACACUGAAGGCCGAGACAUUGCUCCCAAUCGGAGAUGAGGAGAAGGAGGACCUCCAGGAUUUGAACAAGUGGGUGGCGGUGGCAUGGAAGACGGUGAGCGGCUCGAAGGAAGCGGCGGAGGCGAUCAUGGCGGAUGUGUGCGUGGCUCGCGCAGAUAAGGAGAAAGGAAAGGGAAAGGAGAGGGAGGAGAACCCAGACAUGGGUAAGCCUAAGGCUGGGGGGUGUAUGUCAACUGGCCCCAAGACGCUCGACCCUCCUUGUGAGAACUGCAUCCAGCACGGCAUAAAAUGCUUGCAGGGCAAGAAUGUGUGCUGUGGACCUUGUGAGCGCUCGCACAGGGCGUGCAACUUUGCUACCAAAUGCAAGGCGCCUGAGGCUGCCAGGCCUGCAUGCAAAGUGCCUUGCGUGGCUGAAGAACGCGUGCCAAUGGUACAGCCGACCACGGCUGAUGAUGCCGACGACUCUGGCGAGUCUGAGGUUGAGGUCGUGGAGGUACAAAAGAAAGUGCACCCUGCACCCAGGCCAGUGAGGCCAUUGCCUGCGUGCCCUGUCGCUGGGCCUUCGAGGGUUUGCACUGUGGCAGUUGUGUUUGGUUUGGGCUUGGUUUGGGCUUGA
Molecule: messenger RNA, 912 nt
Organism: Suillus bovinus
Lineage: Eukaryota; Fungi; Basidiomycota; Agaricomycetes; Boletales; Suillaceae
Exons: 4
Coding region: 1-912 (303 amino acids)
Source: RefSeq, a predicted model, not a curated record